Messenger RNA from Prosopis cineraria, 2803 nucleotides. Its product is annotated as calmodulin-binding receptor-like cytoplasmic kinase 3. Gene Ontology annotation, biological process: protein phosphorylation. Lineage: Eukaryota; Viridiplantae; Streptophyta; Magnoliopsida; Fabales; Fabaceae. The record is from RefSeq and is a predicted model, not a curated record. The transcript is spliced from 7 exons. The coding region runs from base 1085 to 2596 and encodes 503 amino acids. Gene Ontology annotation, molecular function: protein kinase activity; ATP binding.
GGUUUACGUCACAGUCCACCAUUGCCUGCUUCGAUCUUCCUUGGCUGGUCUCUUUCUCUGUCUUCAUAUUCCAUAUGUGCGUCCUCUCUCUUCCUCAUCCUUGUCUCGCACUUCCCUUGGAGCCCCACUUCCACUUUUUUAAUCUUCCCACGCUUAGCCGCCUUCCUCUUCGGCUCUCUUUCUCUGUCCCCCUUCCAACUCAUGAUAUUUUCCUCUUCAACUCAUUUUCAACUAUUCGGGCCCUGAAAUAGCGUUCCUUGCAUCCAUUUCUUACCAGCUUUAAUUUCUCGGCGUUGAGUGGGGGUUUUAAUUUGGUUGUCUUUUCGUGUGGAUUUGAGGUUUUGGUGAACUGGGUUUGGUGAUUUCUUCCGGAAUUCGUGAGUUCUUGACGUGUCUGGGUUUGGAUUCUUAGCUGUCGUGGCUACUAGGUGUUUGGCGAUUUAUUCUUUCUUGGUUCAUUUUGCUGAAUUGGGUGUUCAGGGACUAACUUGAAUUUCGCGGGGACUGUGAAAAAUUGAAUUCAGAGGACGUUGAAGACGGUUGAACGUUGUUGUCUAGACAACGUCGGAGGCGUGAACUUCUAUAUAAAACUGCUUUAUUCUAUUAUCAGAAUCUCAAAUACGGGUUCCUCUAUGCUCGUUUUGUCCCAGAAGGCUUUGAUUGUUAGUUGGCGGUGAUCGUGAGAAAUUGAACUUGCCUUUCAUGUAGCAAUUCGUGGUUUUGUCUUCGAUUGGUCGCUAACUUGUGUUUCUUUCCCUUGGCCAGUUUGUUGAAUUGGCUUGUGAACUUGGUUGCAGCUGACGAUCUAUCCGAUAUCAGCUUACUUACCUUCUCCUUUUCAAUGUUUAAAUCCGUGAAGCCAAAAGUUACUGGGGGUUUGAAGUUUUAGCUGGCAAAAAUUCUUCGAGGCUAAGUUUGAAGUUUUUAACUAUUAUUUGCUGCCAGACCAGGAAUUUCCCCUUCUACUGGUUAAUUCUACAUAUAAGCAACGAGAUUGCUUCAUGCUUCUCAGCUGUCAGAGAGAAAUGCUUUUAUUAUCUCUUAGUACUCUAAAGUGCAAAAGGAUAACAAUAUCUAGUUAAGUAUGGCUAUCCCUACAUUAUUCUUGAUGCUAUUGCUUCAACUGCCUAGCAUUUUCGCCACUGUUUCUUCCUUACAGUCAACUGAUUGUGGUCCUUAUUGGGUAGCCUACUCAUUUUCUCUUGGCAAAGAACUUUACUACAUAAAUGAUAAUAUAGUGGACAAAGUUACUUUCUGCAAGGCCCUCCAACUGUAUAUUGGAAAUGGCUGUGAUUUGAAGGACCACUUUGAAAGUAGCAAUUGUGCCUUGGAUGUUCUUACAGUUCAUUCACCUUCAAAGGCAGGUAGAAAACUUCUGCAGAAGGAUUUAAACAAUAUUUCAUCAUUUCAAUCCCACCAAAAUGUUUCUAAGAAUCUGUCAUCCCCUCAAGUUGGGAUAGUUGCAAGUGGAGCUUUCUUGGUAUGUUGUGUUGCUAUCUGUCCUUGUAUCUUUGGGAAGAGACGAAAAGCCGCUACCCAUGCUGAUUUGACCAAGGACACACAUUCAAUUGAUUCAGCUUCCCCCUUUGAAGUAAACGCUGUUUCUGAAAAGAUGCCUGCAAGUCCACUUCGCGUGCCACCUAGUCCUUCAAGAUUCUCUUUGUCCCCAAAACUCAGUAGAAUUGGGUCAUUACAUCUGCACUUGAAUCAAAUUGUAAAAGCUACCCAUAAUUUCUCAGAUACUUUACGAAUAGGAGAAGGUGGCUUUGGAACUGUCUACAGGGCUCAGCUUGAAGAUGGAUUGGUUGUGGCUGUGAAACGUGCAAAAAGGGAGCAUUUUGAGACUUUGAGAACUGAAUUCAGCAGUGAGGUUGAAAUCCUGGCCAAAAUCGAUCAUCGAAACUUGGUGAAGCUACUAGGUUACAUUGACAAAGGAAAUGAACGUCUUCUUAUCACUGAGUACGUAGCAAAUGGUUCCCUUAGAGAACAUUUGGAUGGUCUACGUGGCAAUAUACUAGAUUUCAAUCAGCGCCUUGAAAUUGCCAUUGAUGUUGCUCAUGGCUUGACCUAUCUGCACACAUAUGCAGAAAAGCAGAUUAUCCAUCGGGAUGUGAAAUCAUCGAACAUUCUUCUGACAGAAAGCAUGAGAGCCAAAGUUGCCGAUUUUGGAUUUGCAAGAGUUGGUCCCUCGAAUUCUGAUCAGACACACAUUUCUACCAAAGUGAAAGGAACAGUUGGUUAUUUGGAUCCUGAGUACAUGAAAACAUACCAACUCACUACCAAGAGUGAUGUUUACUCAUUUGGAAUUUUGCUUCUAGAAAUUCUGACAGGCCGACGUCCAGUGGAAUUGAAGAAACCAGUUGAAGAGCGGGUUACAUUACGAUGGGCUUUCAGGAAGUUCGAUGAAGGAAAUGUGGUGGCACUGCUGGAUCCUUCAAUGAAGGAAAGUGUAAAUACAGAGGUUGUUAUGAAAAUGAUCGAGUUGGCAUUUCAAUGUGCAGCGCCGGUUCGAGCAGAUCGACCUAACAUGAAAUCGGUGGUCCAGCAAUUGUGGACCAUAAGAGCAGAAUACCUCAAGAGUGCAAGGAGAGCAUAGACUCUGAAAUGAAUCGGAGAUUGAUACUGUGAAGAAGUUAAGAUGGUGUUUAUUUCCCCUUUUUUCUUUUCAACCUGAAUUGACCAACUUGUCCUCUCUAUGCUGUGAAAUGAAGUUUUUCAUGUGGAUCUUCCUUCAAAAUGAUUGUAUCUGUGGGAUUAUGGUGUGGUUUCUAAUAUCACUUGCGUGAUUCAAGAUUUGCUUCAA